AUGUCUGUCAAUCGAGUAAAGUGCAGAUGCAACAAGGCGAGCAGCUGAGCAUCGCUAAUGACUUGAGGAUGCUUGUGUUCGCAACUGUAGUUGACAGUGUCAUGUGUCUCUUUUCGGCAGGUAGUGCAGGUUAAUGAGACGCCAAUGAAGUCUAAAGAUGUAUAGUUUUUUAAAGUAGCUACUAAUGAUCUACAUUUUUUUCCAUUAAAAUAGGUGGCUACACAUCGUAUCUGGAAUUUCGAAAAUACGCAUAGGAUGAUUAUUUUCUUCAAAGGACCGAAAUUAGGAAAGUAAAUGUCAGUCAGAAAAUAUAGAUGUGUUUAUUGGCACGAUACUUUAGAUAUAUAAAACAUUUGGUUGUUUCCACCCAAACAUUUAACAACAUUGUUGUUUGUUUGUCUACACUGGCCUUACGCUUAUUCGUUUGCAACGUGACUGUUAAUUAUAUAUCUAAACCUGCACAAUGCAAACGAUACAACAUUGAUUAACAUGGGCUCGACGCGCCGUCACGCGCAAAAGGUGCCAGAAAUGAAGAGAACACAUUUGCUGAUGAGGGGAGCACCGUAGUAAGGAUCUCGGAUGGGCAGAUGAAAACAAGUGGCAAAACCACUCUCUGUCAGAAAUGGCCAAAAACACAUCCCUAUAUUUCCGUAUUGUAGAGGGCAGGAGCCUACCAGCCAAAGACGUCUCUGGGACCAGUGACCCAUAUUGCAUUGUAAAAGUGGACAAUGAAGUUGUGGCCAGGACAGCCACAGUGUGGAAGAAUCUUAACCCUUUCUGGGGAGAAGAAUACACACUGCACCUCCCAACAGGGUUCCACUCGCUCUCCUUCUAUGUCAUGGAUGAGGACACCAUUGGCCAUGAUGAUGUCAUUGGAAAGAUAUUGCUGAGCAAAGACGCCAUCGGGGCCCAGGCUAAAGGGUUGGAUAACUGGCUGAAUCUAACCCGGGUGGACCCAGAUGAGGAAGUGCAGGGGGAGAUCCACCUGGGCCUGGAGCUUCUCAGAGAUGCCAAGAGGAUAGGACUGCGCUGCCAUUUCAUAGAGGCCAGAGACCUGGCGCCAAGAGACAUCUCUGGAACCUCUGACCCCUUUGCCAGAAUCCUCUUCAAUAACCACAGUGCAGAAACUUCGAUCAUUAAGAAGACUCGUUAUCCACACUGGAGUGAGACCCUGGAGCUGGAGCUGGAGGCCUGGGAGCUGACUGAGGGAGGGAAUGUCACAGUGGAAGUCUGGGACUGGGACAUGGUGGGCAAGAAUGACUUCCUGGGAAAGGUGGAAAUCCCUUUUGCUUGCCUGCACAAGACACCUGUGUUGCAGGGUUGGUUUCGUCUGCUGCCCCUGGGAAACCAUGAGGAUGAUGCAGGAGGUAAGCUGGGUGCGCUGCGUCUUAAGGUGCGUCUGGUGGAGGACCGUAUUCUGCCCUCCAUGUACUACCAGCCUCUCAUUGACCUGCUGAUGGAGUCUGUCAUCUCUCCUGCUGAGGUGGAGGACAGCAGCCCUCUGACCAUGCUGGAGGAGGUGACCACGGUUGAGAGCCGGCAGGAUGUGGCCAUGACCCUGGUCAAGAUCUACCUGGGCCAGGGCCUGGUGGUGCCCUUUCUGGACUACCUCAGCACCCGUGAGGUCAACCACACUUUGGAUCCAAACACCUUGUUCCGGUCCAACUCUCUAGCUUCUAAAGCCAUGGACCAGUUCAUGAAGGCUGUGGGGAUGCUGUACCUUCAUGAGGUCCUGAAGCCCAUCAUUAACCGCAUCUUUGAGGAGAAGAAGUACAUUGAGCUGGACCCGUGUAAAAUUGACCUGAACAGAACCAGGCGUAUCUCAUUUAAAGGUGCGGUGUCUGAGGCUGAGGUGAGGGAGAGCAGUGUGGAGAUGCUGCAGGGCUAUCUGUCCAGCGUCGUAGAGUCCAUCGUGGGGUCAGUUGCCCAGUGCCCUCCCGUGAUGAGGGUGGCCUUUAAACAGCUGCACAAGAGGGUGGAGGAGCAGUUCCCUGAGCCAGAGAACGAGGAUGUGAAGUAUCUGGCCAUUAGUGGAUUCUUCUUUCUGCGUUUCUUUGCCCCUGCUAUCCUCACACCCAAGCUAUUCCACUUGAGGGACCAGCAUGCAGAUACACGCACCAGCAGGACACUGUUACUGCUUGCCAAGGCAGUGCAGAGUGUGGGGAAUCUGGGCUUGCAGCUGGGCCAUGGCAAGGAGCUGUGGAUGGAGCCCCUGCAUCCCAUCAUCCUUUGCAGCGUGGCCUCUGUUAAAGACUUCCUGGACAAGCUCAUCGACAUAGACCAAGAUAGUGUGUCUGAGGUGCCCCAGAGGGCUGUGUUCCUGCCCUCAGUGACAGUGAAGGAGGGCUAUCUCCAGAAGCACAAGGCCGAGGGCCCCCAGCUCCUGUCCCGCUUUGCCUUCAAGAAGCGAUACUUCUGGCUGAGCAGUGAGACCCUGUCGUACGCCAAGACUCUGGACCUCUGGCAGAUGCGUUCCUCCAUCCCCAUCCAGUGUGUGUGUGUCGUGGAGAGAGUGGAUGAGAAUGCCUUCCAACAGCAGCAUGUGAUGCAGGUCGUCGCCCAGGACAACGAUGGACAGAUCCACACCAUCUAUAUCCAGUGCAAGAAUGUGAAUGAGUUGAACCAGUGGCUGUCAGCCAUCAGGAAGGCCAGUAUCUACAACGAGCGCAUGCUGCCCUGCUUCCACCCGGGGGCGUACCGCAGUGGGAAGUGGACAUGCUGCCUACAGGCCAACCGCGCUACUUUAGGUUGCAGUCGCACUCACUCUGCAGUGACUCUGGGUGACUGGAGUGACCCACUGGAUCCAGACGCAGAGACUCAGACCAUCUACAAACAGCUUCUUCAGGGAAGAGACAAACUCAGGAAGCAGUAUUUGGAGGCUGAGACGACCCCAGAGGAAGAAAAGAGACUGAACUCUGGGCUGCUGACUGAUGGAGCAGACAGUAGUGGGCAGCUCCUGAAGCACAGGCAGGCUGCAGCGGCUCGGCUGCUGGGGGUGGUUCUGGAUCUGGAGCAGGCCCAUGCCACCUUCCAGCAGAGGGAAAGAGAGGAGGGAGGCAGCCUCAUCCUGACCCCCUAGACGGGGCCUUCCCAGCAGCAUGAGCCCGGGCCUGAGGGGAGAGCAGCUUCCUGCAUCAGUCACAACUGUGUAGGAAAGCUAAGUGAUCGCAGAAGGAAGGCAGUGUCUCCCUUCUCCCUGUCAUAUUGUCUGUUACAUGUGAUAUCAAGAGGAACUUUCUUCUCAUCCAGAUCACUUCUUCAAAAGACAAAAUGUAGAGGAUGCCAAGCCCACUCUGCUACCUUCUUUUCCAUGGACGUUUGACAUCAUACGCAGGUUUUCAGCUGUGGCAGACGGGCAAUAUAGUGACAUAACUGAUUGCUACAGGCCUUGCAUGCAGAUUGACUGCCACAUAUUAACUUCUGCUACUCUCACAAAGCUUGGGCUCUUGUCGAUUGAGCAGGACACAAACUGUUAUGUGGAUCAGAGCUGAAGGAGGGGUUGGACAUAGUGUGUCAUUCGGUGGUACUGCGUUAUUGCAUGACUAUAAUGUAAUGCAUGCCCUGCAUCCAGCGUUUGUGAAAUGUGAAGAAAAUGCUUUUAUAUUCAAUAUUGUCAUACCUUGAAGGAGGACGAUUAUGCAAUCUACUCUAGUUUUAGCUGAAUUUACCUGAAUGUAUGCUAUUUUGAUAUGGCUUUUAUUGAUGUGUUUUACUCUCUAAUUGUAUAUAUUUCAAUUGAGAACCGCCACAAUGUAGCAGUGAGAUUUGGUGUUCAUGUCACUGAGGACAUUGCGCUGUGAGAUGCCUAAGUAAAUGUUAUUAAUACAACGGCACACAUAAUUGCCUGAACAGUCACGUGUUUGCUAUUAGGAUAUUGUUUUCACUGUUGCCAUGGA
This is a messenger RNA of Oncorhynchus keta (chum salmon), 3896 nucleotides long. RefSeq names its product rasGAP-activating-like protein 1. Gene Ontology annotation, molecular function: GTPase activator activity. The transcript is spliced from 21 exons. Gene Ontology annotation, biological process: intracellular signal transduction; negative regulation of Ras protein signal transduction; cellular response to calcium ion. Bases 623 to 3079 code for a protein of 818 amino acids. NCBI's taxonomy places the organism in Eukaryota, Metazoa, Chordata, Actinopteri, Salmoniformes, Salmonidae. The record is from RefSeq and is a predicted model, not a curated record.